Loa loa (African eye worm) is the source of this 818-nucleotide messenger RNA. RefSeq lists its product as hypothetical. The transcript is spliced from 3 exons. Gene Ontology annotation, biological process: regulation of alternative mRNA splicing, via spliceosome. Lineage: Eukaryota; Metazoa; Nematoda; Chromadorea; Rhabditida; Onchocercidae. Gene Ontology annotation, cellular component: nucleus. Gene Ontology annotation, molecular function: single-stranded RNA binding. The record is from RefSeq and is a predicted model, not a curated record. Bases 50 to 520 code for a protein of 156 amino acids.
UUUAGCUGUUUUCAUUGUAUACGCAUGAUAUAUCGCAUAUGUUGGAGGGAUGAAUGACCCAAGUGAACGGACCUGUUAUGUAUGCAAUCUCCAUGAAAACGUCACUGAAGAACUUCUUAAGGAGCUGUUCAGUCAGGUGGGACCCCUUGAUACAAUCAUUUUGCGUACUAGCAGUAAUCGUGACUGUGGUUCGGCACAUCGAUAUGCAUUAAUCGUGUUCAAACAUGAAGUGAGUGUUCCGUUUGCAUGUGAAAUGCUUGAUCGAAUUGAGCUUUUCAGCAAACAAAUUUCGGUUCGACCUAAGCAAGGCACUCGGCAGGCGUUGCAGUAUUGGACCCCUACUUCUGUUCCUGCAUUUCAUAAUUCGGUUUCUUGUUCAUCACGAAAUUAUGCAAACAGUGGAUUAUUUGAUGUCUAUAGACGCAGACAAAACGAAAGUGAAGAGUAUAAUAUAAAGCGCACCCGAGAAGAUAAACGUGGUGUGAAUAUUUUCACUAUGUUUACUGCUGCGGACCUGUAGGAUGUGGAUGGCACAUCUUAUUACACCAAAUAAAUUAAAUUUGUGGCACCAUUACUUUGUCCUAUAAAAAAUAAUUCAUUUUAUAUUGUAUUCGACUAUUUUACACUUUCUCUUGACUUCUGCGUGUUUCCCGUUAUAGUUAAAUGAAUGUAUUGCAUUACAAAUAUAUAUUUUUUGAUUAAAUUUUGGUGCUUAUAUAGUUCCGCACUAUUUUGAGAACAGGACUGACCAGUUUUUUUUUUCUGUGAUGAUAGUUCCAACCGCAUAUCUAGCGGCUGCAGACCAGGUUUAUAUGCUG